Pterocles gutturalis (yellow-throated sandgrouse) is the source of this 1430-nucleotide messenger RNA. Its product is annotated as lysine-specific demethylase 3B-like. The transcript is spliced from 6 exons. NCBI's taxonomy places the organism in Eukaryota, Metazoa, Chordata, Aves, Pterocliformes, Pteroclidae. The record is from RefSeq and is a predicted model, not a curated record. The annotation marks the transcript as partial.
AGACAGAGGAGAUUGGUGAUGAAGAAGUCUUCUCGUGGCUGAAGUGUGCAAAGGGUCAGUCUCAUGAACCAGAGAAUCUUAUGCCGACACAGAUCAUUCCUGGUACAGCCCUUUACAAUAUUGGAGACAUGGUUCAUGCAGCACGAGGCAAAUGGGGUAUUAAAGCCAAUUGUCCGUGUAUUAACCGGCAGAACAAAUCGGUGCUGAGACCAGCUGUCACUAAUGGCAUAUCACAGCUUCCAACUGUAAAUCCUAGUGCAUCAGUCUCUGGAAACGAGAGCGCCUUUUCCACUGGAGCAGGGACAGCAGGAGUGGGGCAACUAGAAAUGGACAAUGUUCCAAAAUCUGAAGCAACUGAUAGUAGGAUAGAAGAAUCUGCAAAACCAGAGACGUUACCAACCAGUAACACUGGUGAAAUAAAGACUAACAGACCACUUUGUCCAGAAACAGCUCCAUCGUCAGCCUUACACUGGCUUGCAGAUUUAGCAACGCAAAAAGCAAAAGAAGAAACAAAAGAAUCAGGAUCACUGAGGUCAGUGCUUAAUAAAGAAUCCCUUUCACCCUUUGGAUUGGAUUCCUUCAACUCCAGUACAAAGGUUUCCCCACUAACCCCAAAGCUGUUUAAUAGCCUCUUGUUGGGCCCAGUGACAUCUAGCAACAAAGCUGAAGGCUCCAGCCUCAGAGAUCUGCUGCACACAGGGCCGGGAAAGCUUCCUCAGGUCCCAUUAGACACGGGAGUCCCCUUUCCUCCGGUCUUUUCUGCAGCUUCUACGGGGGCCAAAGGUAAAGCCAGCCUGCCCAACUUCUUAGACCAUAUCAUUGCUUCUGUGGUGGAAAAUAAGAAGACAUCUGAUGCUGCAAAACGAGCUAGUAGUUUAGCUGACACACAGAGAGAGGUGAAGGAAAUGGUAAUGGGCUUAAAUGUGCUGGAUCCACACACUUCCCAUUCUUGGCUGUGUGAUGGUAGACUGCUUUGUCUUCAUGAUCCUAGCAACAAAAACAACUGGAAGAUCUUCAGGGAGUGCUGGAAACAAGGCCAGGUGGGACAGAGUUCAUGCACCCUCAGCAAGUUUACAGACAAUGCAAAACUAGGAGGCAUGGCUGAUACACCAGGUGGUUGUGCUGCUAUUCAGAGGGACCUGGACAGGUUGGAGAACUGGACUGAGAGGAAUCUCAUGGUGUUCAUCAAGGGAAAGCGUAAAGUCCUGCACCUCAGGAGGAACAACACCCUGCAGCAAUACAUGCUGGGGGGCGGCCAGCUGGAAAGAAGCUUUCCCUGGGGGGACCUGGGGGUCCCAGUGGACAAGGAGGUGACCGUGAGCCAAGAAUGCAUCCUUGCAACAAAGAAGGGCAGCAGCAUCCUGGGCUCCAUUAGGCAAAGCGUUGUCAGCAGGUCGAGGGAAGCGAUCCUUUCCCUCUACUCAGCACUG